This is a messenger RNA of Heteronotia binoei (common prickly gecko), 2687 nucleotides long. Its product is annotated as sodium/hydrogen exchanger 9B2-like. Bases 67 to 1695 code for a protein of 542 amino acids. Gene Ontology annotation, molecular function: antiporter activity. Gene Ontology annotation, biological process: proton transmembrane transport. NCBI's taxonomy places the organism in Eukaryota, Metazoa, Chordata, Lepidosauria, Squamata, Gekkonidae. The record is from RefSeq and is a predicted model, not a curated record. Gene Ontology annotation, cellular component: membrane. The transcript is spliced from 12 exons.
AGCCCAGACCCUCCAUUGGUUGCACAAACUUUUCAGAGGUGGUUUUCAUAGGAAAGCGUGGGCAAGAUGGCAGAGGAUGACCUGGUGGCGGAGACUGAGGACAGAGCAUCGUCUGCUAGUGUGAACAAUGACAUUCUUCCCUCACUUCACACAGCUAAGGAGGCCAGUCUUUCAGAUCCCAAAGCUAUUGAUGGUAAUACACAGACAGAAACAACUGCACUGCUGACUAAUUCAGGGCAGCAAACUCAGGAACCCAUGGCUGAAUCAAAUACACCAGGCAGACUGAAGCGGAUAUGCGCCUGUCCUCCACAAGGCAUACUUGCCAGAACAAUAACAUACGGAAUAGCUGUGGUGCUGAUCUGGGCUGUAGUCUGGUCUAUUACAGGUGAAGAGUGUCUUCCUGGUGGAAAUCUCUUUGGAAUUUUGUUCCUCUUUUUUUUUGCUGUCAUUGGUGGCAAAUUGAUUGGACUGAUUAAAUUACCAGGCCUGCCUCCACUUCCUUCUCUCCUUGGAAUGUUGCUUGUAGGAUUUCUCCUUCGAAAUAUUCCCUCAAUCAGUGACCUAAUCCAGAUAGAAUUGAAGUGGUCAGCUGCCCUAAGAAGUAUUGCCCUCGCUAUUAUCCUGGCCCGUGCUGGCCUUGGCCUUGACCCAAAGGCUCUGAAAAAAUUAAAGGCUGUCUGUGUACGAUUGAGCUUUGGGCCUUGUGUCACCGAAGCAUGUAUAGCAGCGGUCGUGUCUCACUUUCUGAUGCAUCUGCCAUGGACAUGGGGAUUUCUCUUAGGAUUUGUUCUAGGGGCCGUUUCCCCUGCUGUUGUGGUCCCUUCCAUGCUCAUUUUGCAAGCAGGAGGUUAUGGGGUGGACAAGGGUGUCCCAACAUUGCUUAUGGCUGCUGGCAGCUUUGAUGAUAUCUUGGCCAUCACGGGUUUCAACACCUGCUUGGGGAUAGCUUUCUCUACAGGCUCCACCCUUUUAAGUGUCCUCCGUGGUUUUUUGGAGGUUGCAAUCGGAGUAGCAGCUGGUGGCCUUCUAGGAAUUUUUGUACGGUACUUUCCAAGCAAGGAUCAGGGAUCAGUUGUAUGGAAGAGAGCAUUCUUUCUGGUAGGCCUGUCUGUGUUUGCUAUUUUUAGCACUGUAAAGUUGGGCUUCCCUGGAUCUGGAGGUCUCUGCACCAUUGUCUUGGCAUUCCUGGCUGGUCUUUCUUGGUCUGAUGAGAAGAAAGAAGUUGAAAAGAUUAUUGGAGUUGCCUGGGAGAUUUUUCAACCCUUUCUUUUUGGUUUAAUUGGAGCUGAAAUAUCUGUCUCCUCUCUCAAACCAGAAACGGUUGGACUCUGUGUAGCUACGCUAAGUAUUGCAUUAGUGGUACGAAUUACUGUCACGUUCGUGAUGGUAUCUUUUGCUGGCUUUGAGUUGAAGGAGAAAAUAUUUAUUUCACUGGCAUGGAUCCCCAAAGCAACUGUCCAGGCUGCAAUUGGUUCAGUUGCCUUAGAUACGGCACGAGCUGAACAAGAUGAAACAUUAGAACAAUAUGGCAUGGAUGUUUUGACAGUGGCUUUUUUAGCGAUUCUGAUCACGGCACCAAUUGGAGCUCUGAUAAUUGGCCUGGCAGGGCCCAGGCUUCUCUACAAGGCUAAUGCUGGCAGUGACGAUGACGGGCAGAAAAGAACAGAAGACAUAGACAUAUCUGGACGGGUAUAGGAUAGGGACUGUGAAUAGCCCAAAGAUCACCCAGUUGAUAAUACAGUUUGUCUAGGAACAAUAGUGGCCUAUAAAAGUCUGAACAUAAAAAGAGCUCUGCUGGAUCAGACCAUUAGUCCAUCUAGUCCAGCAUCAUGUGUCAUAUAGCAGCCAACCAUUUGCUCUGGAGAACUAGCCAAAUGCACAUAGAGGCCAAGGUUCUCCCCUGAUGUUACCUCCUGGCACUGGGAUUCAGAAAGUCUGUGGAAUGUAGUUUAGAUACUGCUAAAGCCUCACCACAAGUAACCUGUAGGAAGGUAAGAUGAUAUUCACAAGCAAAAUUAAUGUUAUGGUCUUAGCCUUGCUGAAUUCCAUGUUUCUGUGACCCUAUUUGAAGACUUGGGUGCCAGCAAGACAGAAGAAAGCAUUCAAGAUGAUUUGUAGAGGGAUGAUGGCAAAAUUAUAAAAGUCCUGGGACAGGGGCAGAAAAAAAAGUCAACCACCACAGGACCAAUACCUGGACUAAAUAAGUAAAAGGGGUUCUUUCCUCCCCAACAAAGGAUAGUAAAAACUCUACAUUGAAAAUUGCAGGCACAGUAUGAUAAAAAACAACCUUGCAUUUUGGAGUCUAAUGUUCCUUUUCCUAAUCACAACUUGAAAACAGAGGACAUAAAAGCAAGCAGUGUUGUGGUUGAAUAGGAAUUUCAUACACAAAGCUGAAAAAAACCUCUCAGUUGGUUUCCUGACUGUCCUGAAAGUAUCAAGAGGCUUGUUCUCGGCCGCUUACUCUCCAUUUUCCUCUACAGAUUAUAAAAACAAGCAGAAGACAAGUAGUAUCACAGCUCUGUCAAUGUGAACAUGGUGGUGUCUUUACAUCAUGAGUCUCUGAUUACAGAGGCCUGAUUUACGGAAUUGAUAUUGGAAUGUUUGGUUAAUAUAGUGGGAUUUGCCAGUUGUAGAAGCAUGAUAUUGUCUGCAGGAAAUUAAAACUCCCAAGAGGUAUAUUGCAAAAA